AUGUCUGUCCCUCCUAGUGGACCUUCUCGCCCGAUGCGACCACCUCGACCACCGGGUCCUCCGGGUGCGAGACCUUUCCGUCCUCCAACAGGCCCCGCAAAUUUCCACCCUCAAGCACCUAUGAUGCUCCCUGGUUUCCCAGGUUGGGCACCUCCACCUAUGAUGCCCAACUUUCCUCCACCUCUUCCACCUGGUUGGUCAGAACAUUUAGCUCCUGAUGGUGUAACGAGAUAUUAUUAUAAUUCAAGUACGAAACAAUCCACAUAUAUCAGACCAACUUUCGUACCUCUUCCACCUACAUCUGUUGAUCCUACCGGAAUGAAUGGUGUAACGAACGGUGGUGAAAAGAAGAAAAAAGAAAAACCGAAAGAUCGUGUACCUAUACCAAACACCACUUGGACUCGAGUGACGACCACAGAAGGAAAUGUUUUUUAUUUCGAAAAAGAGAGUAAAAGGAGUGAAUGGACAGUCCCUGAUGAGAUUAAAGAUGCUGUUGAAGCAUUUGAUAAUGAGGAGAAGAAGAAGAAAGAGGAGGAACAAAAGUUGAAGAAAGAGAAAGAAAGGUUGGAGAAAGAGAAAGUUAGGUUAGAGUUAGAAGAAGAGAGAAAGAGAUUGGUUGAACAAGGUUUGGAAAGGAAACGUAAAGCUGAAGAAGCAAUAGCACAAGCAAAGAAUGAAGAGAGGAAAUCAAAGGUUGCGAAAACGAUUAAAGGUGAGGAUGAAGGCGAAAGAAGUGAGGAGGAUGAAAACCAUUUACAGGGAGAUGGAGAGGAAGGUGAUGAGGGAGAAGAUGAGGAAGGCGAUUAUGGACCUGUGGAUGAAGAUGAUGAAGCGGCUUGGCAGAGAGCUGUAGCGGCGGAAUUCGCUGAGGCUGAUGCUGCUUUAGAAGCUGAGAGAGAAAGGGAGAAAGAAGAAACGGAGAUGAAAGAGGAAGAAGCGGUCAAACAGGUCUUUUCAGUACCGGAAAAAGUUACUGUUUCGUUGGAAGAAGGAAAAGCUUUGUUCAAGGAAAUCUCUCCUUUUGCUCCUUGGGACCAAUCCCUCCCUCUGUUCAUCAAUGACCCCCGAUACGUUCUUCUCUCCUCUCUCAAAGAUCGUCGUGAAGUGUACGAAGAGUAUUGUCGUGAUGUUGGUCGAGCACGGAGACUCAACAAGAUCAAGCCGGCCGCGCAAGAAGAGAAGAAGAGUGAUCCUGAACGGGAAUAUAAAGCAUUGUUGAGGGAUGAAGUGACGAGCACUCGGACUAGGUGGGAAGAGUUUAGGAAGAAAUGGAAGAAGGAAAGACGGUUUUAUGCGUAUGGAAGGGAUGAUAGAGAGCGAGAGAAAAUCUUCAAGGUUCAUCUAAGGGAAUUGGGGGAGCGUAAACGAGCCGAUGCUCAAAGGGCCGAACAGGACUUUCUGGAGCUCCUCCAUGAAACCCCCAACAUUGCACCAUCGUCAAUUUGGCAAGACGUCAAGAAAUCACUCGUCAGUGAUAAACGAUACGACGCCGUUGGUUCUUCUUCCCUCCGAGAAGAACUGUUUGACAAUUAUCGGAAGACUUUGGAAACGCGAGCUGAGCCUGAAACACCUGAGCAGGCAGCAGAGAGAAAGCUCAAGGAGCGUAAGGCGAGGGAAGAGGCAAGUUUACGGGAAAGAGAGGCUAGAGUGAGAGGAGAGAAGAUCAGAGUGGAUCAAGAGAUGAAUAAGUCUAGAAUCGGUGCGGGGCGAGAAGAAGGUGAGAGGGAAUUUGGGAGUUUGUUAGUGGAUCAAGUGAGAGAUCAUGAUACAACCUGGGAAUCCGCCAUUCCUUACCUUUCCCAAGAUCCUCGAUUCUCUCACCCUUCUCUUCGUUCAUCAGACAAACAACGUCUCUUCACCGAACACAUCUCUCAUCUCUCUUCUAAACGUUCUUCAGCCCUUCACGCCUUAUUCUCAUCUCUUGCCCCGGCCCUCGAUACACCGUUCGAAAGCAUCUACGCUAAACUCAUUGAAGAUCCUCUGGUAGUCCGACUCGCUCUGGGUCCAGAGGGUUUGGAAGAACGAUACAACGCUUGGCGUCGGGCCAAGGAGACGGAAGCCAGACGUGAAUUCGAUGUCAUGUUGGGUGAAAAUAGCUUUGUGGAGUUUUGGGGAAGGAUGAGGAAAAAGGCUGUUGAUGAUGAAGCUGCAAAGAUAAAAGAUGAGGAGAUGGAACCUGAUGAAGAGGAUGAAGCGGGGAAGAAGAAUAUGAGAGAGUUGGCACAACAAAUUGAUCUAGAUGAGAUUAAGGCUGUUUUGAGGCGCGAUAAAAGAUAUAGGAUAUUUGAUCAUGUUCCGGAGAAAAGAGAAAGUUGGAUACGAGAUUAUAUGGAUAGUUUAUCUGCCGCAUCAGGGAGUGAAACUAUACAUCAUUUGGGUUGA
This is a messenger RNA of Tremella mesenterica DSM 1558, 2382 nucleotides long. RefSeq lists its product as uncharacterized. Gene Ontology annotation, cellular component: nucleus. The record is from RefSeq and is a predicted model, not a curated record. NCBI's taxonomy places the organism in Eukaryota, Fungi, Basidiomycota, Tremellomycetes, Tremellales, Tremellaceae. Gene Ontology annotation, molecular function: transcription coregulator activity; RNA polymerase binding. The transcript has 7 exons. Bases 1 to 2382 code for a protein of 793 amino acids.